AUGGUGGAGGCAAGGAAUGUGGAGCAUAUUGUUGUAGUCGGAACCGGCCUUAUGGGUACGGGAAUUGUGCAGGUAAAUUGUCAUCGCUACCGUAACCCACAUUAUUUUUUGAGAUUUUGAAUAUUAUUAAUAGUUUUUUGAUACUCUAAUUUUUUUCGAAUGUUAUACAGUAUUGAACAAUAAGUAAAUCGUUUCUAAGAACUAUAGCUGACUACUGUAUUCAUAAACUAUUUUACAGUAGCUACUGCAGUAGUCAAUCUUAUUUUAAAACUUUUUAAAUGAAUAUUUAUUUUGAUGCUUGGUCUUACCUCUCGGUCAAGUUCCAUUUUGCAGGUAGCUGUAGAAGCCGGCAUUCAUGUGAAUUUGGUCGGCCGAUCGGUCGAAAAGUGUGAAGCCGCCAGAGGCAGAAUCCAAGGCGGCCUGAAUCGAAUCUCCAAACGCAGAUACCCAAACGAACCUCAAGCACAACAGCAGUUUGUUCAGGCAGCGAUGAAGAACUUGGAAAUGGUACAAAGCUUGAACGAUGUCGACCUGAAACGAGUCGAUAUUGUUAUUGAAGCCAUCGUGGAGGACUUGAAACUGAAGCAGGAACUGUUUCACAAAAUGGAGAAGGAGACUAACGAGUAAGUGUUACAUUUGUCGUUUUGAGUGAUUUAAAGUGUUAAUAUUGAUAAAAAUUUAACAAUUUUUUGUAAAAGCUAUUAAUGUUUUAGUAGAAGCAUUGUAAUAUGAUAGUGUGUGCUGUCACAUCUCUUUACAAUCAAAAUUUUUUUUUAUUUUUUAAAGUUAUUUUGAAGCAAAAGUUAGUUAUUCGAACUGAACUUUAAACAAAAAACAGCUAGUAUCGUUAUCACUACAGUAAUUCGUUAAUAAUCGUCUUUUCGAUGACAUAAGCGGCUAUGACUGAACGUUUUGAUGUUUGAGUAAUACUUAACUAGACAAAUAUUAAAGUUGUAGUUUUUAGAAAAUGAUAACAAAAUUAAAAAAUUUUAAUUCUCCCCCUCCCCCCCCUUCCUAUCACCUUUUUUUCAAGAAAAAUAUUACCGUAUUCCUUUCAGAGAAUGUAUCCUGGUCACAAACACUUCCAGCUUCUUGUUGGCCGAUGUCAUGAACAAGAUGAACACGAAGCGUGAGCGUGUCGCCGGUCUCCACUUCUUCAACCCGGUACCAGUAAUGAAGCUGGUGGAGGUGGUGUGUGGAGUCGAGACUUCUGUAGACACUUUCGAGACGUUGUGUGGCUUCUGCAAGCAAUUGGGCAAGACGCCGGUCAAGUCAAAGGUUCGUUCCCUCAGGGCUUUCAUUCUGAUUGGGCUUCUAAUUUGGGGCCAAAACAGCGUGGGCGUGGGUUUUUGAUGACUUAAGAGGGCAUGCUGGAGUUACUACAGGCUUUUAAUACACUAUGGGUGUACUGUAUACCAAAAGGUUAAAAAAAAACUUAAAUUUUUUUAUUUUCAAUUGUCAAUUUUAAAUUUUUGAAUUUCCAGGAUCGUCACGGCUUCAUCGUGAACCGUCUGUACAUGCCCUUCUUGGCCGAGGCCAUCAGAAUGACAGAGCGAGGCGACGCAUCCCCCAAAGACAUUGACACAGCAAUGAAACUGGGAGCCGGCCUUCCAAUGGGACCCUUUGAAGUGGCCGACAUUAUCGGUUUGGACACCUUGAAGUACAUUAUUGGCAGCUGGCAUCAGGCCUAUCCAGAAGACCCCAAAUACUACCCAUCCCCAUUGCUGGAUCAUAUGGUAGAUAUUGGCAAGUUGGGGAGGAAAACGGGCGAGGGAUUCCACACUUAUGCUCCACGGUAA
This is a messenger RNA of Bursaphelenchus okinawaensis, 1799 nucleotides long. NCBI's taxonomy places the organism in Eukaryota, Metazoa, Nematoda, Chromadorea, Rhabditida, Aphelenchoididae. The record is from the annotation of a GenBank genome assembly.